UCUUUGACAAAAUGUUCCGUUUCGUAGCUGUAUUCGCCUUUGUAGGCUGUGCCUUCGCUGGUACUCUUCCCGAUGACUUGGAUGGCCGUAUUGUGAAUGGUGUUGAUACCACCAUACAAGCCCAUCCCUAUCAGGUUUCGUUGCAAACCAACUCCGGCAGCCAUUUCUGUGGUGGUUCCAUUGUCAGUGAAGACAUUGUUGUAACUGCUGCCCACUGCAUGCAAUCCUAUUCCGCUUCCCAAUUCAAGGUACGUCUUGGUUCUACUGAAUACAAUACUGGCGGUGAAGUGGUGGCUGUUAAGGCCUUCAGAUUCCAUGAAGGUUACAAUUCCAAGACCAUGGUUAAUGAUAUUGCUGUUAUUAAAUUGGCUUCAGCCGUACGUGAAAGCUCCAAAAUCCGUUAUAUUAAAUUAGCUGAAAAGACUCCAGCUACUGGUACUCCUGCUGUGGUUACUGGCUGGGGCACCAAGUGCUACUUGACCUGUGUUAGUUUGCCCAAGACUCUGCAAGCCGUCGAAGUUGAUAUUGUUGAUGAGAAGCAGUGUGCUUCCAGUGAGUACAAGUACGGCAGCCAAAUCAAGGAAACCAUGGUGUGUGCUUAUGCUGUCAACAAAGAUGCUUGCCAAGGUGAUUCUGGUGGUCCAUUGGUGGCCAAUAAUGAAUUGGUGGGUGUUGUUUCCUGGGGAGCUGGCUGUGCUCGUGCUGGUUAUCCUGGUGUAUACAGUGAUGUUCCUUCCCAACGUAGCUGGGUCGAAAAGACUGCCAAGGAAUUGUAAAGUUCUUUAUUUUCUGAACUAAUAAAUGAAAAUUAAUUUUUUUAUAGUUGAAAA
Messenger RNA from Calliphora vicina (urban bluebottle blowfly), 830 nucleotides. Its product is annotated as trypsin-like. Gene Ontology annotation, biological process: proteolysis. Gene Ontology annotation, molecular function: serine-type endopeptidase activity. The coding region runs from base 12 to 776 and encodes 254 amino acids. Lineage: Eukaryota; Metazoa; Arthropoda; Insecta; Diptera; Calliphoridae. The transcript has a single exon. The record is from RefSeq and is a predicted model, not a curated record.